Molecule: messenger RNA, 507 nt
Organism: Amborella trichopoda
Lineage: Eukaryota; Viridiplantae; Streptophyta; Magnoliopsida; Amborellales; Amborellaceae
Source: RefSeq, a predicted model, not a curated record
AUGGGGAUGAUGAAAGGAAUAUUUUACCAGAAUGCACUCCUCCCUGCUAAAGAUGCUCUAGAAGCUGAAAAGAAGGCGAAGCAGGGCCGAGACGAUAAGUCUAAAAGACAAGAGGAAGAGAUCUUUGAUCCAAUAGGUGCUGAGGUUGAACAAGUUGACGAUUGGAUGGAACCAAUAAUCAACUUUCUCAAACACGGUCGACUACCAGAGGAUUGCAUUGAGCGCAACAAUAUACGAAGAUUGGCCACCAAGUACACUUUUCUUAAUGGAGAUGUUCUCUUCCGACGGUCCUUCGAUGCCAUCCUUCUCCGAGGUAUCGACACAAAAGGGGCAAAACAAGUACUUGAAGAAGUGCAUGCCGGGAUAUGUGGCUUUCAUCAGUCUGAUCUUAAGCUCUAUGAACGGAUAUACAGAUUGGGCUAUUAUUGGCCAUCAAUGGUUACAGAUUCGUUAUCCUAUGACCAAGAGGUGCUAAGUGUGGCAGAUACAUUCAAACUUCAUUCAUAA